Talaromyces amestolkiae is the source of this 1692-nucleotide messenger RNA. RefSeq lists its product as uncharacterized. The record is from RefSeq and is a predicted model, not a curated record. Lineage: Eukaryota; Fungi; Ascomycota; Eurotiomycetes; Eurotiales; Trichocomaceae. Gene Ontology annotation, molecular function: transmembrane transporter activity. The coding region runs from base 1 to 1692 and encodes 563 amino acids. Gene Ontology annotation, biological process: transmembrane transport. The transcript is spliced from 4 exons.
AUGGAUGAUACUACAAAUAAAAGGCUAUCCGAGCUCUCAGAAGUCUCUGGAAGAUACAAGGGCGAAGUUUUGAGAAAUUUUCAAAAUAUUCCAGACCGAGAUCGAGCAGAUGCCUCGCCCGCCGACGAAAAAGUUGUUUAUCCGAGCGCUUUGAAAGCGAGUAUAAUCGUUUCUGGAUUGUUUCUCGCCUCAUUUCUUGUUGCACUCGACCAGACCAUCAUCAGCACAGCCAUUCCAAAAAUCACAGAUCAAUUUAAGUCUGUCACGGAUGUCGGUUGGUAUGGAAGUGCCUAUUUCUUGACUUCAACUGGUUUGCAGCCCACUUUUGGUAGGAUUUACAAGAUUUUUAACAUCAAAUGGUCGUUUCUGGCGGCAAUCUUUGUCUUUGAGGUGGGAUCGUUGAUGUGUGCCGUUGCGCCAAACAGCCCUACCCUUGUUGGCGGUCGAGCCGUCGCAGGUUGCGGCGUCGCAGGUAUUUUCUCUGGUGCACUGGUCAUUAUUUCUCGUACUGUACCUUUGCGCAAACGGCCUAUGGUACUCGGACUGUUCGGUGCUGUUUGGGGCAUUGCCUCUGUCGCUGGUCCAUUGCUCGGUGGCGCUUUCACUGACAGUGUAACUUGGAGAUGGUGUUUCUAUAUCAAUUUACCCAUCGGCGGUCUUGCAACCGGGAUCAUCGCCCUGAUCCUCCACAUACCUCCACAGGCGGACGAUAAAAGCAAUAAAACAAAGCUACAGAAAGUCAUGGAUCUAGAUCUAAUUGGAUUUGCUUUACUCUUGUCAGCUGUUGUAUGUUUGUUACUUGCCCUUCAAUGGGGUGGUAACACCUAUGCAUGGAACAGUUCACACAUUAUCGGUCUAAUUGUUGGCGCCGUCCUAAUUGCGUGUGUAUUCGCAUUUUCACAAUGGAGACUUGGUGACAAAGCAACCCUUCCGCCCCGUAUCCUCAAAAUUCGAACCAUCUGGGCAUGCUGUCUAUUUAUUGUGACAUUUAAUGGUGCAUUCUUGCUUCUAAUGUACUACUUGCCGAUCUACUUCCAAUCUGUGAAGGGGGAUUCCGCAACAAAGUCAGGUAUUGAUCUACUACCCAUCCUCUUGGGUGUAGUUGUGUUCUCAAUCUUGAGCGGUGGUCUCAUUACUACAUUCGGAUUCUACGGUCCUUUCAUUCUUGGCAGCUCCAUCGUUUUUGCCGUUGGUUGUGGUCUUCUUACAACCUUCACCACAUCGUCAGGGAGUGGUAAAUGGAUUGGCUAUCAAGUUAUAGCUGGUGCCGGCCAAGGUGCUGGUUUCCAGAUUCCCAUGACAGCCAUGCAGACAGUGUUGGGGCAAGCGGAUAUUCCUUUCGGCUCGGCCAUAAUCAUGUUCUUCCAGAGUCUUGGUGGAGCAAUCUUCAUUUCUGUCGGUCAGUCUGUUUUCCAGAACGGAUUAAAGAGCUACCUCACAACCCACGCGCCGGAUAUUGAUCCAGCCGUCAUUAUUAGUGCAGGUGCGACAGAAGUCCAGUCCGCUCUUGAAAAACUCGGAAAGCUCAACGAACUUCCAAUCGUUAAAGAAGCAUACAUGUCUGGACUAGUCAACUCCUACAGAGCUGCUUUGGCUCUGGCAUGUCUUGGUUUUGUGGCGGGKUUGUUCGUUGAAUGGAGGAAAGUCAAAAAGGACAACGAAGGUGGUGAGCCGGCCAUUGCACUUGGCUAA